This is a messenger RNA of Morchella importuna, 486 nucleotides long. RefSeq lists its product as uncharacterized. The coding region runs from base 1 to 486 and encodes 161 amino acids. The transcript has a single exon. NCBI's taxonomy places the organism in Eukaryota, Fungi, Ascomycota, Pezizomycetes, Pezizales, Morchellaceae. The record is from RefSeq and is a predicted model, not a curated record.
AUGUACCCCUUCUGCGGGCACCCAUACAAGGAGGUUGCCCCAAAGUAUGCCCGCAACGCGGAUACGAACUACGGCAACGGCGUCUGCCGCCGGUACAAUAUCGCCUUCUGCGAGCGCGCCAAAGAAGGCAUGAGCGGGCCCUGUGUCACCUAUAAUAACGAUGAGACAGAGUAUCGGUGUGCACUGAUGGAACUGCCGGAUACGGUGGUGAAGGUGGAUUAUAAUGACUGUGAUCUGGAAAGUAGUAAGUUUGAAAUGUUUCCGGAGGCAGUUGUCGCCUUGAGGGCUGCAUGGCUAAUAGUUUGGGGGUCAAUAGAUUCUCUCGGAUGUAAGGCUGGGACCCCGAAGAGGGAGACGGAUAGGUUUGGGAGGCCCGCGACUAGGACUAUCAGUGGCGGGAUAUUUACGGGGCCGAAUAGGAGGGUUCAGAGGGGGUAUGAGGAUAAGCAGUAUAGGUAUGAUAAGAGUUGGGAGAGAAAUACCUAG